Gracilinanus agilis (Agile Gracile Mouse Opossum) is the source of this 1728-nucleotide messenger RNA. RefSeq names its product coiled-coil domain containing 181 (gene CCDC181). Gene Ontology annotation, molecular function: microtubule binding. NCBI's taxonomy places the organism in Eukaryota, Metazoa, Chordata, Mammalia, Didelphimorphia, Didelphidae. Bases 21 to 1556 code for a protein of 511 amino acids. The record is from RefSeq and is a predicted model, not a curated record. The transcript has 5 exons.
GAUUGUUUAAUAAAGAGAAAAUGAAUGAAAAGAAAGACACUGAUUUGAUGGAAAGUGGAGAAUAUGAAGAUGACUUUGAAAAGGAUCUUGAAUGGUUAAUUAACGAAGAAGAAAAAAGCCAUGUCAGCAGUGUUGAGAUAUGUAGUGAAAAGGAAGAAAUUACUAAUGAAGAACUGAAAGAGAAUGAAAAAGGAGGCGAGGACACAAAACAGCUUCCUGAUCCUGAGAAGUUAUCAAAGGAGGAACUGUCACCAAGACGAAAUAACUUCAUUUCAGUACCUAGCAUUCAACCUUUGGAUCCUGUAUCUGAUUCAGAUAGUGAAAACUCAUUCCAAGAAAACAAGAUAGAAACCCAAAAGGAUCUGGAUGAGGAUGAGGAUGAAGAAGUAAAACGAUACAUUAUGGAAAAGAUUGUAACAGCCAACAAGAUUUUGGAGACUCAAGAACCUGUCAAUGAAAAGAGAGAAAGAAAACUUAAAUUCAAGGAAAAGUUAGUAGAUCUGGAAGUCCCACCACUGGAAGACACAGAAACCUAUAGAAAUGAUUAUGAAAACGAGAGAGAUGUGUCUGGGAAACUGUCACAGCUACGUAUUUCUGGCGAACUUAGACCAGAGAAUGUGCUCCUUUCACUGUCUAAUGGCAAUAGUGAAGAAUAUAAGGAUGGAAAGAUACUAGUAGAGAGAGAUGGGAAGUUUGAGCUUCUGAGUUUACAAGACAUUGAGAGCCAGGGUUUUUUGCCCCCCAUUAAUGUUAACAUUACUGAGAUUGAAAACCAGCAGUUAUCACCUCGAUCUUCCAAUUCAACUACCAAUGGGAUGAUAGGGAUUAAAAAGGAAGACCUAGUUAAGUCACAUGUUAUCGCUCACACAUCAACAGGGGAGCCAGUGGUUUAUUUUCCACAACCACCACCCAAUCCCAAAUACCGGCCAAGCUCCGCAGUUAACACACGAAGAAGCAAAGGGAAUGGGAAAUCUAGCCGCAGAGUACAAUCUGCGAACAUAUCACCAAUAAACUCAACGUACUGUCUUUCACCUCGACAGAAAGAGCGGCAAAAACAAAUUGAAAUGAGGAAAGAAAAAAUAAAGAGAGAGGAAGAACAACGGAAAAGAGAAGAGGAGAAAGAGAAGAAAAAAGAGAAUGAAAUGGUGUUUAGAGCCUGGUUGCAAAAGAAAAAAGAGCACUUUAUGGAAAUGAGGAGAAUUCAGAGGGCAAAGGAAAUGGAAGACAUGAAUAGCAGACAAGAAAACAGAGAUCCCCAGCAAGCUUUUAGACUAUGGCUUAAAAAAAAGCAUGAAGAACAGAUUAAAGAGAGACAGAUUGAAGAACUGAGGCGACAAGAAGAAUGUCUUUUUUUUCUUAGAGGGGCAGAAGGCCGCGACAGGGCAUUUAAACAAUGGCUAAAAAGAAAACGAAUAGAGAAGCUGGCAGAGCAACAAGCUGCCAAAGAGAGAGCCAGGCAGCUGCGUGUUGAAGCUCGGCGAUCAAAACAGCUACAGAACCUCCUGUACAACAUUUCAGAAAGCAAGCCCUUUCGUUUCACUGAUCAUUACAGUUGAAGGUUCCUGUUUGCACUGGAUUCUUAAAUCGAUAGCCAGGGUUCCCUCACAGCGGUGGAUUCUCAUUCCUUGUUGUGGUCUGUGUGCUUUGGUCCUAUCCCAAAUGAUGGAAAAAUAUACUCAUCCUUCGGUGACAGUGAAUUUAUCUAUUUUUAAAAAAUCCUAGAACUGA